Molecule: messenger RNA, 2319 nt
Organism: Syngnathus typhle (broad-nosed pipefish)
Lineage: Eukaryota; Metazoa; Chordata; Actinopteri; Syngnathiformes; Syngnathidae
Exons: 2
Coding region: 567-1313 (248 amino acids)
Source: RefSeq, a predicted model, not a curated record
AGAAUGGGUCGGGUGUCACAUGUCGCUUCCGGAGUUGUGCUGACAUCACGCCACGUGGAGCGCCGACACUGGCCGCACGCAUGAGCUUCCUGUCAGCUCCGGGAUCGCAGCUUUGCCGUGAGGGAUGUCUGGCUCCAAAAGUCCACAAGCCAACUUCUGCCCAUUUGUGAAAAUGCGCCUUUUGGGAAUUCCCUGGCCGUGGCGUUUUACAAAGCGCAAAAGCCAGAUCAUGAUUUACCGCAACAAAUGGCGCGAGCUGAAUCGUCCUCUUGGCAGAAGCUCUGCUCAGCUCUGCUGUGCUCUCCGGUGACGACACGACACGCACCUCCCAUCAAUGGCGACAAUCAUAACACGAGGUCAGCUGGCGCCAAAAGACGAAAGAUGACAUCACGGCAAACACCACCACGGUGUUUGGAAGUCGUCGGCGUGGCGCGUUGAGCAUGCAUCGGGCGAACAAUCAACUCAUCUUGACAGACAGAGACUUUCUGGUCCGACCAGCGCCGAAUCAUUGAAUUCUGUUUGGAUUUUGGAAACGGAUAGCGUCCACUAUUAUAUGUGCUGACCCAAUGUACAGAUGGUAUUGUAUUUCAAUGGAUUCCGAUUGCAAAGUACAAUCAAAGUCCAGAUUAGAAGUGGAAGAGAAGAGAAGUGGAAGAGAAGUGGAAGAGAAGUGGAAGAGAAGAGAAGUGGAAGAGAAGAGAAGUGGAAGAGAAGAGAAGUGGAAGAGAAGAGAAGUGGAAGAGAAGAGAAGUGGAAGAGAAGAGAAGAGAAGAGAAGAGAAGAGAAGAGAAGAGAAGAGAAGAGAAGAGAAGAGAAGACAAGAGAAGAGAAGAGAAGAGAAGAGAAGAGAAGAGAAGAGAAGAGAAGAGGAAGUGGAAGUGGAAGUGGAAGUGGAAGUGGAAGUGGAAGUGGAAGUGGAAGUGGAAGUGGAAGUGGAAGUGGAAGUGGAAGUGGAAGUGGAAGUGGAAGUGGAAGUGGAAGAAGAGGAAGAGGAAGAGGAAGAGGAAGAGGAAGAGGAAGAGAAGAGAAGAGAAGAGAAGAGAAGAGAAGAGAAGAGAAGAGAAGAGAAGAGAAGAGAAGAGAAGAGAAGAGAAGAGAAGAGAAGAGAAGAGAAGAGAAGAGAAGAGAAGGGAGCAAAGCAAGAAGAACAAUAUCAAGCCGCAAUGGAGUUUCAAAAAAAAAAAAAAACUCGGAAAGAACGAUGUGUUGGAAUGUUCUCUGUGUCGGGCCGGGUGGCUGGCUGGCUGGCUGGCCUGUCUGUCUGUCUGGCUGUCUUGGCGGCGUCUGCGCAUCUGCCAGCAGCAGGGCUUUAAUUAUGAGGCCCAGGCAGGUUAUGCACUCACUCGCUCACUCGGCACCUCCAAGCAACCAACACAGUGGCUCCUCACAGUUCCGCUGACUAACCAGCGGCACCAGACUUUGGCCUGCGGCCGGCUCCUUGAUUCCAGUAAACGUCCUCUUAUGCAACUCGGAACAAGUGGCAAACACUCUCCUGCUCCCCUUUUCUCCUUCCACUCUACACACGAGAGAGGGGGGGGGGGCACAAAGUGAGACGGCGUCCUGCUAUUGGGAAGGAACGGAGCAGGCAGGAAAUGGGCUGAGCUCCUCGCCUGAGAAACACAGCUGCCCCUUCUGUCCUGGGGCCAUGCCAAGCUCGGACAGGGGUGAUGUCAGUCGGUCCGGUCCGUGCGUGCGUGCGUGUGCGCGCGGGCGGGCGGGAGAGAGAAACAGGAGCGCUGCUGUUCUGUCCAAUCCCUGAAUCGUCCCACUAAUACACAUUCAGACUAUGAGCUUGUUUGGGAACGGCGACGAGCAAAUCAGCUUGGGAGAGCGCUGGAGACUCGAAUGCCUUCAUUCUUAGCUCCAAGCUGACAGACAUUGCUGCCAAUGCCGGCCGGGGACACAAACCUGCUUUGGCUUCACCGGUUUUGGCUUCUUUUUUGUGUGAAACCUUUCGAGCCUGCCGACUUUCUAUUUACACCAAAGCUGAGCUGAUGUUUGAUUUUUGCAUUCGGUUCCCUUCCCGACCGUGAAAGCAAGUCCACCGGUGGCGACCGACCUGAUUUGGGUUGUGACGCUCGCCGAGCAAAGUCAGCGGGUGCGCUGCGAUAACGAUCAACCCGUGAACCGGCUCGGACCGCCGUGUCGGUUCUCCAGUUUGUUUUGAGGCGUGGGCGGGAGUGUUUACCGCAAGUGGCGUGAGGAAUGCCGGGUCGAGAGUGCGGCGUGUACAGAGGGAACUCGUAUCGAUCUACGCACCGACAUCAAAGUGCGGUAAAUAUUUGCGCAGUGACACACGAGGGAUGCAAAAACACUCAU